This is a messenger RNA of Closterium sp. NIES-65, 4140 nucleotides long. The record is from the annotation of a GenBank genome assembly. Lineage: Eukaryota; Viridiplantae; Streptophyta; Zygnematophyceae; Desmidiales; Closteriaceae.
AUGGCUACCCCCAGUGUCCUCACUUUUUACGCCGAGCGUAGGGCCAUUGACUUUGAGGUCUGGGUAGACGACCUGCAGCUGUUCUUACAGUGCGAUAGGGCAGACGGCCUCUCUCUCUUUGACCUUACCUCUGGCGCUUCCCCUGCCCCUGCUGCUGAUGCUGACGCCACUGUUUGCUCCCAGUGGGCCACGCGCGACGCUGCUGCACGUCUUGCUGUGCGUCGCCACCUCCCUACCUCCAAGCGUGCACACUUUAGUCAGUACAAGAGUGCUCAGACCUUGUACGACGCUGUAGUCGCGCGCUACUCCUCCCCUGCCACUGCUGCACUCAGCCUCACUCGCCUUCCUGACUCCCUUCGAGUAGUCAGGGACCACUUUCUCUCAGUCUGUCCCACCACACACACUGUCGACCUCCUCAAGAAGACCCUCUUAGCAGCGGAGAAGAGUAUAGUCGCUGUAGGAGCCUCUCGAGGUGACCCGCGCACCCCCAUCUUUGAGGGGUGUUCUCCCUCCCCCCUGCUGCCCUCUGUUGCCUCUGCUGCUAUGGCCGACCUCCUUGGUCUUGAGUCGGUCGGUGCGGCGUCUGCCCCUAGCAGGAGACGCCGCCCUGGCAAGGGCAAGGGGGGCAAGGGAGCUGGAGGAGCGGGCGGUGGAGGUGGAGGUGGAGGCGGUGGGGGUAGUGGGGGUGGCGGUGGGAGUGGAGGUGGGGGUGGGGGGGUCGGUGGCGGCAGUGGAGGCGGAGGCGGCGGCGGCGGUGGCGGUGGGAGCGGAGGUGGCGGAGGAGGCGGCGGUGGAGGCAGCGGCGGAGGCGGCGGCAGUAGCGGAGGCGGCGGAGGCGGUGGGGGUGGCGGUGGAGCUGGUCGCGGGUCUUCGCAGAGGAGUGGCUCCGGUGGUUGCUCGCGCCAGCAGCAGCAGCGCGGUCGUGAGACCCUGUCCCCUCAGCAGCUCUGUGAGUGGUACACUGCACGCCAGCGGGGUGGGGGUUUUGGUCCGUGCACCUACGUCCUGCGCACCGGCGACCGUGCGGGUGAGCAGUGUGGGGGCCCGCACCCCACCCAGCGCUGCUUUGGCCGCCUGACGGACGCGUGGCAUCACCAGUUCCCGGAGGCCUCAGAGAUUCCUCGCUGGGGCGAGCUGUCUAGGGCGGGUGUUGUCAUCUUUCAUCUUGAAUUUGAUGCUAUUCUCUCUGUCAUGUAUGCUGUGUCUAAUAGUGAUGAGGGUGACUGCUACCGCUGUUUCCCGCCCGAUCCGGGCAUUGAGGCUGCUGCCCUAGGUGCUUGCGACGCUGCUGCUCUAGGUGCUAGUGUGUCUGCGUCCUCAGGUACUGGUGAGUCUGCGCUCUCAGGUACUACGUCGGCUUUGGCCUCCCUCACCUUCACCCUUGACUCUGGGGCGUCUCGCUCCUUCUCUCGGGACCGCACCACACUCACGCCGCUCAGUCGGCCGGUUGCGAGGUCUCUGGCUGACCCCUCCGGGGGUCCUGUACUGUCUCGCUUCUCCACAGUCCUCCCGUGUCCAGCGGCUCCCUCUGGCACCCUGUCUGGUCUUUACCUCCCCUCGUUCUCGACGAACCUGGUGAGUGGUGCUGACCUACAGGAUGCAGGUGUCCACCAGUUCACUCCUGCGCGUCACCGAGGGACACACUGCACGGAGGCUAGCACAGGCCGACACCUGGCUACGUUCACCCGUCAGCCGGGGUCGAGCCUGUACAGUCUGACCACUGCGUCUCCUCCAGUUGCUGAGUCUGGUAGGGUAGCUGCGUCGGGUCAGGUGUUUGCUGCGACGUCCUGGUCUGGUCCUGAGUCUGCCCCCUGUUCGUGUCGUCUCCUGUCUUACGAGACUCUCCUCUGGCACCAUCGCCUUGGCCACCCCUCUCUGCUUCGGCUCAGAGGCAUGGCCUCUCAUCUUCUUGUGUCUGGUCUCCCCCGGUCCCUCCCUCCCCUUCCUCAGGGCCCUGGCCCUGCCUGUGUCCCCUGUGUCGAGGGGCGCCAGCGUGCUGCCCCUCACUCCUCCCAGUUUCCUUCGACAGAGGCCCCGUUGCAGACGCUUCACAUGGACGUGUGGGGCCCAGCCCGCGUCUGUAGACAGAGUCACGAGCGCUACUUCCUGCUCGUUGUUGACGACUACUCGCGUUACACCACAGUCUUCCCCUUGCGCACCAAGGGUGGUGUCACUGAGGUACUGAUCGAUUGGAUCUGCGCAGCUCGUCUCCAGCUCAGGCAGAGCUUUGGCUCGGACUUCCCUGUUGUGCGUCUGCACUUGGACAGAGGCGGAGAUUUCUCCUCUUGCCUUCUGCGAGCCUACUGUCGUGCACGAGGCAUCCGUCAGACCUUCACGCUUCCGGACUCACCGCAGCAAAAUGGGAUUGCUGAGCGCCGCAUUGGCAUGGUCAUGGACGUCGCUCGUACGUCUAUGAAGCAUGCGGCUGCCCCCCAUUUUCUGUGGCCAUUUGCGAUGAGGGCGUUUGUCCGCGACUUGUCUACGGACAAGCUGUCCCCUCGUGCUGCUCCUUGCGUCUUCCUGGGGUUCCCCCCUGACGCGCCUGGGUGGCAAUUCUACCACCCCACCUCUCGGCGUGUUCUGUCCUCCCAGGACGUCACGUUUGACGAGUCGGUCCCCUACUACCGCCUCUUCCCCUACCGCACUCCGUCCCUCCCCCCACCCCCACUCUUCCUUAUACCAGACGCAGUCGAGCCUGUCGAGGUCACUGUUGACUCUGGUGCUGCUGGGGGUGCUGAGCCUGGGGGUGCAGGACCUAGGGGUACGGAGUCUGGUGGUGCUGAGCCUCGGGGUGCUGCGUCUUGGGGUGCUGAGCCUGGGGGUGCUGAGCUUGGGGGUGCUGCGUCUGGGGGUGCUGAGACUGGGGGUGCUGAGCCUCGAGGUGCUGCGUCUUGGGGUGCUGAGCCUGGGGGUGCUACGCCUGGGGGUGCUGAGCGUGGAGGUGCUCCGCCUGGAGGUUCUCCGGGUGCUUCUUCUCGCCGGGAGCCACUCUCUCCACAGGAGCUGCGCGAGUGGUUUGCCCGGCGCUGGCGCCGUUUUGCUGGUGCUGGAGGUUCUUCAGCUGCUGAGGGUGCUGCGGUCGCGGGUCCCGGAGGUGCUCGUACUGAGAGUACUGGAGCUGCUGGGCCUGCGGGUUCGACUAGAGCUGGUGCUGCUGAGGGUAUUGGUGCUGAGACUACUACUAGCGGUCCUGCUGGGGGUGCUCCUGGUGCUGCUGGAGGUUCUCGAGCUGCUGGAGGUUCUGCUGGGGCGGUUGCUCCUGCUGAGGGUACUGGUGCUGUCCCUGUUGCUUCUGGCGUCGCCACGCGGCCUCGACCGUACUUUUCACAGCUACAACCUGCCUCCCCUUUGCCUGCUCCUUCUCCCUACGCUGGUCCUACUGGAGGUCUUACUGAGCGUCGUGAGCCUGCGUCUCGUCCUGCGUCGCCUGUUCGUGCUGCUCGCGCUAGUGGUCGCGGUCCUCGCCAGCGUCCUCUUCCUGUCCCUGGCAUGCAACGGAUGUCUCUGCGUCCGUCUACUGCUCCUCUGCGUGCCCCUUUGCCUUCCCCUCCUGAGUCCUCUCUUCCCGCUCUUGCCGACCCUGAGUCGGACUCUCUUCGUGCUGCCAGUCCUGCUGUCACGCGUCUCUUUGCUACUGUUGUCACUGACCCUUCCUUCGAGUCUACUGCUGCGUCUGCCCUAGUUGCUGAGCUCGUCGACUUGGCUGCUCGUUGUCGCCUAGACUACGCUGCUAGUCUUGUCGCUGAGUCUGAGUCUGUCUGUCCUCCGUCCGUCGGGGGUGAGUCUGCUCUUGGCACGGACGUCCUUGAGGAUAGGCAGGAGGAGUUCCAGUGUCUGGCGGCUGCUUCACCUCAUCUCGUGUCCGUAGUGCUUACCCCUGAGGGAGACCCGGAUGCACUUGACAUCCCGACUCCGCGCUCUUACACGGAGGCGAUAGAGGGUCCCUACUCCUCUAAGUGGCAGGCAGCUAUGGAUGCAGAGAUGGCUUCCUGGAAGUCCACAGGCACCUACGUUGACGGUGUCCCCCCUCCUGGGGCGAACAUCGUCAGUGGCAUGUGGAUCUUCAGGGUGAAGCGGCCGCCGGUUUCUCCACCUGUCUUCGAGGCGCGUUACGUGGCUCGUGGUUUCAGCCAGCGGUAG